This is a messenger RNA of Cyanistes caeruleus (blue tit), 822 nucleotides long. Lineage: Eukaryota; Metazoa; Chordata; Aves; Passeriformes; Paridae. The record is from RefSeq and is a predicted model, not a curated record.
ACUGGGCAGGGACCAUCCCCUCUGCGCUAAUGCCGAGAGGCCGUCCACGCGCAACCCGUGCAAACACAGCGCGGAAGGCAGCCCGAGAGCGCUCAGCCUCACGAGUGCGCUCACCCUCACGAGUGCGCUCACCCUCUCGAGUGCGCUCACCUGCACGAGUGCGCUCACCUGCACGAGUGCGCUCACCUGCACGAGUGCGCUCACCUGCACGAGUGCGCUCACCCGCACGCACCCCGCGCCGCGAUGGCAAUCCCAAGGAGAGCAGCCCCUUCAUUAACAGCACGGACCUGGAGAAGGGCAAAGAGUACGAUGGCAAGAACAUGGCCCUCUUCGAGGAGGAGAUGGAUACAAGCCCUAUGGUCUCAUCCCUGCUGAGUGGACUGGCCAAUUACACCAACCUGCCACAGGGCAGCCGGGAGCAUGAGGAGGCUGAGAACAACGAUGGAGGCAAGAAGAAGCCGGUGCAGGCCCCACGGAUGGGCACCUUCAUGGGUGUCUACCUGCCCUGCCUCCAGAACAUCUUUGGAGUCAUCCUCUUCCUGCGUCUCACCUGGGUGGUGGGGAUCGCUGGCAUCAUGGAGUCAUUCUGCAUGGUCUUCCUCUGCUGCUCCUGCACGAUGCUGACGGCCAUUUCCAUGAGUGCGAUCGCCACCAACGGUGUGGUGCCAGGUAGAGCCAAGCCCGCGUCCACGCGUGUGCCACGUGUGCGGGCAGCCGGUCCCUGCCGGGUGGGGUGCCUGCAGGGGCUUUUCCCAGAGAGCAUCCCCCGGGGCCGCCAGCCGCUCCCCAGCCUUCUGCCAGCAGCCCGCGCGGGAUCCCCAG